GUCCUCACCCUAUAAUGUAAAGGACUGUAAAAUGUUUGGAGGCAGCGACAUGAAGUAUGGUUCUGACCCUCGUCUUAUAUAAUUUAGGAUAUAGAAGAUGCCAUAGAGACACGUGAUCAUAAUGAAAUAUUCUAUUGAGUCUUUGAACCCUGUAAAAGACGCUCAGAAUAAAAGGCAAUUUAAUUCAUUGAAUCGCUUGGACUUUGUACUCGGUAUGUUCUUGUAUACAGGUGAUCACCCGUCGGUUGUUGAUACAGCAUUAUAAACUCGACUUUUAUCGUACCCUCUCUCUCUUCAGCUUGCAACUCAGCUCUGUUUUACCAUCAAACGUGAAGCUUUCAAUAAUGUCAUACGUCAUGAUUUUUAACUGAUGCUAGAAAUGCACAACAUACGUUUAACAUAUACCAGUAAUUAAAUGUAGAUAGACUUCGAGGAGAUAUAUCUUUCAUUCUACACUACUAUACAAACUUGCUUCUUAUAUGUGAUCAUCAACGAGGAUCAGUAUGGGAAACGCUUUGACAUAUAUCAGAGACUGGUGGAGCCCAGGUAAAGUUCCUCUAAAAUCUCCUGAGGGAGAAGGUUUGCUAGAAGACGCCGCAUUCCGGCAGACACUCCUCAUCAGGAUCUUCAGCUUUCAGGAGAAAAUGGGCUAUUGCGGCAUCCAAUCCGCCGCCCUCCUCAUGAGCGCGAGAUGCUUCGGGAUAAAGUUUCCAAAUCCAGCCAACCAUUCCACCUGUGACGUCACAGAAGUUCCCUACAGAGAUACGAACAUGUUUUCAUUCAAACAGACGACAAAUAUCGUAAACUGCGAAGAAGUUCUAAAAAGAGGCGCCACGCUUUACGAAAUCCAGUGCUUGUUGCAGGCGCAUGGCGUUCCAACGACUAAGUUCUAUGCCAAGGAUAUCGAUGUCGAUACAUUCCGAUCAAGGGCAAUCCAGGCACUGUCGCACAGCGAUUCUUUGCAAGGAGUGAUGGUCAACUACUUAUACCCUCAGAUUUUCACGACCGAUUCGGGACCUUUUCAGGUUGGACAUUUCAGCCCGCUGGCCGCUUACCACCGAGACACUGACCGCUUUCUUUUGUUGGAUGUGUGGUAUGAAGGACAGAGCGAGUGGAUUAAAACCAGCGAGUUAUUUAACCUUAUGAACACCGUCGAUCCAGACGGUAAGGUCACACGAGGGUUUUUGAUAUCUGGUUUGGAUGAAAAUGAGAAUGAAAAUUAGGCAUAUCCUGAGGAAAGACAUUUUACUCAUCCAAAAAAUAUCUAUAGUCUUACCCAUACUCAACUGUAUACUUGGCAAGGGGUCAUGGUUAUUAAAAGAGAAAAGGAGACACAGAACAGACGAAAGCGAACAUGAGGGCUAAAUAAAGAAUGAAGUGGAGGGAAAAUGAUAACACUUGUAAGGAAAAUAUUUCAGAACUCCUUUUGGGGGCAUUAUUAUCACACCAAGAUGUUUACAGUAUCACAUUCUGCAUAUUUAUAGGUGUUUCCGCAGACUAUAUUCGAAUAUUUCUUUUGCCCAUUUGGACUAUGUCAAAUGAUAUAACUUAUAUAUUUACACAAAUUUUCGUUAUGUGCAAAUACUGAAACCAGCGUCAAAAUGGUCAAAUGACAUUGACUUGUUUUUGUGACAAAUUUGGGAUAGAUGAUCUGCAGAGGAAGGUGUAGGCCUAAGUGAUGAUGAUAAUUCAUCAGAGCUGAGUUAGAGGUUGUAUUUUCUGUAAUAAUGUAUGAAUUUUUUUAAAAGGAAUUAAUGCAUAUUUUGCGGAGAAUGCAUUUCUCAAUUAGUAUUUAGCAAUUUCAAUCAGAGCAAAUGAGAAAGCGCACGAGCCAUGCAGAACUGUCGCCGCAUUUUUUUUCUUAGAUAUCAGAAACCGAUAUGAAUGCUGCUUAAUCAGGGCUUUUAUUAAGUUCAUAAUGAUACAAUUUUUCAUGGCAAUUUUACCAGAUUCACCAUUCCAUCCGUAUUUCAGCUAUUAGUUAGUUUGCUUGAAAUUCAUGGCAUUGUAUAGCGAACUUUAUUCAGCAAUGAUUUUGUUUAUAUGGUCUUUGUUAUGACGUAUUUUGUGUAAUCGUAUUGUUAUAAAGUGUGAUAUCCUCAUUCCAUGUAUAAUAGCCAAAUGUCGAGUUUACAAAUUUUUUUUAUUAAAACAAUGCAGACGGGGUGUGUAAUACUUUCGUUGAUAUCAUAUUCAUUCCAUGGGCCGCUGUAUACUAUGCGUUUCCCUGUUCAGUUAUUUUUUAUUGAAAGAAAUUCUUUUGCUUUGUAUAUUUUGUUAUUCAUAUUUUGAAAUUAAAUACAAAAUCAUAUAUCAAUCUGUCAAUAGUAUCAAUGUAAUUCAUGUUUCACUUCAUGGAUAUGUUACUCAAAUGUUAUCUUUCAAACUAGAUCAAAGAGACACUAGUUUCUGUAACAAAAACGAAUAAUCUUAGUCAAAUGGUUAGAAAAAUGUA
This is a messenger RNA of Lytechinus variegatus (green sea urchin), 2455 nucleotides long. RefSeq names its product glutathione gamma-glutamylcysteinyltransferase 1-like. The record is from RefSeq and is a predicted model, not a curated record. Gene Ontology annotation, biological process: phytochelatin biosynthetic process; response to metal ion. The coding region runs from base 504 to 1223 and encodes 239 amino acids. Gene Ontology annotation, molecular function: glutathione gamma-glutamylcysteinyltransferase activity; metal ion binding. NCBI's taxonomy places the organism in Eukaryota, Metazoa, Echinodermata, Echinoidea, Temnopleuroida, Toxopneustidae. The transcript has 2 exons.